AUGAAUGACAGCGACUACGACAUUGAAUAUAUUAUUUAUUUUGAAUUGAUUGAAUUAUCUCCAAUAGGUACAUCAAUAACUCAAUUAAUAAAUAUAUUACCAUCAUCAAAUUGGGAAUUUACAUUUUUAACUCGAACAUCAGUUAUAUCUUAUUUUCUCUUAGAUGAUCUUAAAGGUACAAUAACAGUUAAACGUCGACUUGAUCGUGAAGAUCUUUGUCGUUUGGGUAUAUGUUCAUGUUCAAAUGAAUGUUUACUUAAACUUGAAAUAAAUGCUCUUAGUGAUAUAUAUACACAUAUAAUUUAUGUACCAAUAAUUAUUCUUGAUGAAAAUGAUAAUUUUUGUUUUUUUUCAAAUGAUAUUUAUUAUUUAAAUAUAAGUGAAAAUGUACCAUUAAAUACUCGUCUUAUUUUACCUAUAGCACAUGAUCCAGAUCAAACACCAAAUAAUAUUCAAUCAUAUUCAAUUGUAUCAAAUAAUUAUUCAGAAUUUCGUCUUGAUAAUCAAUUAACACCAUCAAUGAUUAUUAUUGAAGAAUUAGAUCGAGAAUUAUGUGAUAAAUAUUAUUUUAAUUUUUGUGCUUAUGAAGGUAUAUCGAAUCAAAAACGUUCAUGUUGUACAAAAAUUAUAUUAACAAUUACAGAUAUUAAUGAUAAUUCACCAAAAUUUCAACAUGAUCAACAAUCACCAUUAAUUAUUAAUAUAUCUGAAUUAAGUCCUAUUCAUACAGAACUUAUUCAAAUGAAAGCUUUUGAUCCAGAUGAAGGUCUUAACGGAAAAAUUAUAUAUACAUUUUCAAAAUGGACACAAAAUGAUGUAACAAUUAAUAAAAUAUUUAAUUUAAAUCCUGAUAAUGGUUCAAUUACUCUAUUAAAACAAUUAGAUUAUGAAGAAAGAAAUAACUAUGAAUUACAAAUACAAGCUAAAGAUUGUGGAUCUAAUUCUAUUCCAACAUAUGCAACAGUUAUUAUACAAGUUGUUGAUGAAAAUGAUUGUACACCAGAAAUUUUUACAUUUUCACCAUCUGAUGUUAAAUUUAUAAAUAAUUCAAUAAUAUAUAUCUUAGAAAAUAUUUCUCUUAACACACCAAUUCUAUAUAUGACAGUUUCUGAUUGUGAUAGUAAUGAAAAUGGACGUGUAGCAAUGAAAUUAAUUUCAUCAUUUAAUGAAACUUCAGUUGUUCAAUUAGAAAAAAUCACUGAUAAUACUUAUAUUUUAAAAACAAAUAUACAAUUUGACCGUGAACAAAAAUCAUUUUAUAAAUUUACAUUAUUUGCAUAUGAUCAUGGUCAACUGAAACAUUCAAUAGAAAAUCAUUUUGAAUUAUAUUUAAUUGAUGUUAAUGAUUGUUCACCAAUUUUUGAAAAUUUAACAAAUUAUUCAUUUUAUAUUGAUGAAAAUAAUGAAGAAAAUUUUAUUCUUCAUACAUUUAAAAUAUUUGAUCCUGAUGAAAAUGAUCAAGUUAAACUUGAACUUAAAUUUAAUAAUAAUGAACAACAAUAUAAUCAUAUAUUUCAAUUAAAUGAAAAAAAUCAAUUAAUUAUUUUAGAAAAUCUUGAUUAUGAAAAACAAUCAUUUUAUGAAUUUUCUAUUCUAGCUGAAGAUAUAAUUGGACAUCAAACAUUUGUUAAUAUAUCAAUUUAUGUAAAUGAUUUAAAUGAUAAUCCAGUUAAAUUUUUAACAAAUUUUAUUCAAUAUGAAUUAGAAGAAAAUCAAAAUAAUUAUACAUUUAUUGAUCAUAUUCAAGCUGAAGAAAAAGAUAAAUAUGAUCAAAUUAUUUAUAAAAUACAUUCAGAUGAUUUAGAUCAAAUAAAAGAUUUUAUUGAUUUAAAAUCUAAUGGAAGUUUAUAUACAAAAAAAAGUUUUGAUCGUGAACAAAUAAAUAAAUUUGAAUUUCGUAUUAUUGCAAAUGAUUCAUUAUAUACAGAUUUAAUAUCUAUAGAAAUUUUAAUUCUUGAUCAAAAUGAUAAUAAACCAAUGAUAAUAAGUCAAUCACCAUUUUGUUAUAUAUAUAAUACAACAAAUAGUAAUAAAAAUAUUCAACUAAAAUUAGAAGGUUAUGAUCCAGAUGAAAAUGAUAAUGGAAAUAUAUCAUUUUCUAUGCUAAAUCCUUCAUCAAUGAAUAUAAUACUUUUUUCAAAUGGAACUUUAAUAGUACCACCAUUAUAUCAAGAAUACACAUUUGAUAUUUAUUUACAAGAUAAUGGAAAAUCGAACGUAUUAUCUUCAAUAUAUAAAAAUUUUAUUCUUUUAAUUGUUUCUAAUGAAUCUGAAUGUCAAAAUUAUUCAAUUUUAUCUUCAAUUCAACUUGAUCAACGUACAUUUAUUUAUUUUAUUUCAAUUAUUCUUAUUAGUUUAGCAUGUUUUACUAUAAUUAUUCUUAUUAUUUGUUGUUUCUAUUUGCUACAACGACAUACAAGAAUAAAAUCUUUAAAUAAUAAGAAAACACCAGAUUUGACACCAUCAUUUUCAUCAUCAUUAAACGAAGAUGCUGAAAAUGAUACAUUAUUAGUAUCAUCUCCAUCACCACAAUUUACAGCUAUGACAACAGUAUCAAUAUCAACAACAACUACAAAUGAUUCAACUCGUUUAACAACGUUUACUGAUCGAACACCAACAAAUAAAUCAUCAUCUUUAUCAAGUUCGUCAUCAGCAACAUAUGUUAAAAUGAGUCAUUCAUUUGAAGAUGAAAUACUUUAA
Rotaria sordida is the source of this 2700-nucleotide messenger RNA. The record is from the annotation of a GenBank genome assembly. Lineage: Eukaryota; Metazoa; Rotifera; Eurotatoria; Philodinida; Philodinidae.